GCCAAAUCUCCCCACCCUUCUGUUGCCAUGGUGACGCGGGAGCGCAGGGCUGGCAGCUCGGUGAUGUGUCACUGUGGCGCCGUCGCCUGUGUGUGACGUAGAGGCCGGGCGGUGAAGCUGAUGGGUUGGUUCUAGCAUCUACCGAAGCUGAUGUGUGCGGGAGGGAGAGACAUGGAGGCGUCCGUGACAGGUGUGAUAGUGCUGCUGGCUCUCACCGUGCGCUGGGCUGUGUCCCUGUAUCCGUACUCAGGCGCCAGAAAACCGCCCAUGUUUGGGGACUAUGAGGCCCAGAGACACUGGCAAGAAGUGACCGUCAAUUUGCCGGUGGAACAAUGGUACUUCAAUUCCACCGACAAUGAUCUUCUGUACUGGGGUCUGGACUACCCCCCUCUGACGGCCUAUCACAGCCUCCUGUGCGGCUACGUCGCCCGCAUGAUCAAUCCUGACUGGGUGGCAUUGUUCUCCUCCAGGGGAUACGAGAGCCUGCAUCACAAGGUCUUCAUGCGUGCGACCGUUUUAGUUGCUGAUUUGAUAGUUUACAUCCCGGCUGUUAUCCUGUACUGUUCCAAUCUGCAAGACACAUCUUCCAAAAGAAAAGCGCUGUCCCUGUUCUGCAUUCUACUGUAUCCCGGUCUCAUCCUCAUAGACUACGGCCAUUUUCAAUACAACUCUGUCAGCCUCGGCUUUGCACUGUGGGGAGUCGUUGCGCUCUCGCGUGGCUGGGAUGCCUUGGGGUCCCUGGCAUUUUGCUUUGCACUUAAUUACAAACAAAUGGAGCUGUACCACUCACUUCCCUUCUUCUGCUACCUCCUGGGAAAGUGCAUCAAGAAGGGAAUCACUGGCUGGGGGUUCCUUCUCCUACUGAAGAUCGCCGUGACUGUAAUUGCCGCUUUCGCCCUUUGCUGGAUCCCUUUCUUGACAGACGUUGAGCAAAUCUUUCAAGUCCUCAGAAGACUUUUCCCUGUGGGACGCGGCCUCUUUGAGGAUAAAGUAGCUAAUAUUUGGUGCAGUCUGAGUGCCCUGUUCAAGAUAAAGAAUAUUUUAUCAGCCGAGAUUCAACUACAACUGAGCCUUGCUUGUACACUGCUCGGAGUUCUACCAACUUGCGCCAGACUAACCGCACAGCCCACUUUCAGAGGAUUUAAACUCGCCCUGGUGAACUCCGCUUUGUCCUUCUUCCUCUUCUCCUAUCAAGUUCAUGAAAAGUCCAUCCUCCUGGUCUCCUUGCCAGUGUGUCUACUGAUCAAUGACCUUCCGAUGAUGGCGACCUGGUUUCUGCUGACCUCCACCUUCAGCAUGCUGCCGCUCCUACACAAGGACGGGUUGAUGAUGGCAUACGUUGUUACUACGCUGGCGUUCCUGCUGGUGACCACGGCGCUGCUGUCUUUCCACGAGAAUACCUCUGAAGAUUCCCUAAAACUGAAACCCUUCUGUCUCUCUGUAAGGAGAUACGUGUCCUGGUUUAGUAUUCCUGAGUCCCUGGUCAAACUUAUGUUCUUCCUGUCCAUGUUGGCGAUGGCCGCUUUGACCGUCGGGAGCUGUAUCUUACGUCCACCCCCCACGCUUCCAGACCUGUUCCCGAUGCUGAUCUCUGGUGUCUCCUGUGCGCACUUCCUCCUUUUUUUCGCCUACUUUAACAUAGUCCAUCUUUGGGAUGGCGAUAAAGGACGAAGCAAGAAGAAAGUAUCUUGAGCGGCUGUUGUACUUUUUUUUUUUUUUUUUAUUCUUUGUGUAUAUACGGUAUUUUACGGGGACCAAUAAAUCUAUUUUGUAAUAAAGGAUGGUUGUUUCAAGCGACUUCUGUUUUUCUUAAGUGUACUAACUGGAAAUUCUAAUUUAGAAAAAAAAAAUGCUAAAAAAUAAAUAAAAAAAAAAUAAAAAAAGGAUUUAGUAAAGUUUGCUUUUUUUGUGCUUUUGUACAGAAAGAGUUUCGGGUAAGCCCACACCUUGUCGGUGGUGAUCUGAUUCUGCCUGGCGGAAAUGCAAUGUUGUACUUAUUGAUACUUAUACGCUGGUCAGUGUGUAGACCGUAGGUGCCCGCAUGAAACUGCACCUUCAGAGGUGACUAUGAAGCCUCUUCUGAAACAUUCUGUCAGAGCAGUGUGAAAAUAAUACUGCCCCGUAAAACGGACUUGUUGAGAGGUGUUGCACAGCUUUUGAACAUCGCAGGGGGGUUUCCCUGUACUCUGCAGAAAUUUGACCCUGCUUUGUAGACAGGUGUUACGCUUAAUUAAUUGAAAUGUUUGUUUGGUUUACUUUGCCAUAAACAUAUUACUUUUACAUUACCAAAAAGAUAGCGACAAAUAAAUUCACGUCAUAAAAGCAAGGGUGCGGAUUGUCAUUUGCAAAUUGUUUAAAUCACUUGUCGCUUCUCUGUUGACGUUCAGUAUUUUGCAUCGUAUAAAUUGUCUAUUAAAUAAUAAGAUACAUUAAUUUCUGAUAUGUUUUUAUUUACGAUUCAGGAGUGGAGUUCUAUAUAUUGGGGGUGGGAGGUUUCGAAUUUUUUCUGUAAUAUGUACAAAUCUGCCAUUUCCAAUAACUCCAAGAUAAUAUAACGUGCAUGAAUGCUGUAAAAACCACAGAUAAUUAAAUGGUAGUUAAUGCUUUUAAACAUUUAGUAUUUAUAUCCGCAUUAUUCAAAGUCAGUUUUGUAUAUUGCAACUUUGGACAAAUAUUGUGUAAUUACAAUCUUUAGUAAAUUAUUUACACAUCUUGGAAAAAAAAAGGAGAAGAUUCUAAUUUUUAUGCCUCACGUUAUUAUUUGGACUUCACAACAAGUAAUAUUAUUAAUAAUAAUAGAUUCUGGUAAACAAUGUAAUUUUUUUUUAAAGGUUAAAAAAAUAAAAAGCCGACUUUCGUCCCAAAUCUGUCCAUAUUUACAAAUAUUUCACUGUAUUUUUCCAUACUUGUGUAGAUUUUUUGUUCUUAUUUAUUUUAGACUAUUGGAUCCAUUAUAUGUGCAUAUUUAUUUUGCUCGGAAUUAGCAAUGGAAUUUGAAGUUAGUGUGCACUUAAACCUGAUGAGCUGUAUUUAUAGCCAAUAACUAUGUACAGUAUGUCCUCGUAGUAUUAGUAAAAAUAUCUUAAUUACUGUGUUUUGUUAAAGGAGCUGUAUUGAAGUGAGUGCUGACAGAGUAUCCGGGGAUUUGUCUUAUCAUAUUUGUUACAGUAUAAAUGGUUAUUACUAGCUACAAGCCAGGGACCAUUCUUUCCGGCAACAUUUCCACACAUUAAUUAUUUGUUCUUCAGCCUAAAAAAAUCUUUUUGAUGGGCACUGAUGCUCUGUGGCUGACCGAUGAAUGUUACACACUUGCUGAAUUAUUUGUUGAUUUAUAAUAAAAUGUAAAUAUUGUAUAAACGGGGUCACUGCUGUAGGUUCUGGGUUUUUGUGUUUGAAUUCUGACAUUUGUGUUGUGUUUUGAAAAUAUUUAAUGAUUCAAAAAUAAAGUGGUUUAAGUUAA
Molecule: messenger RNA, 3460 nt
Organism: Pseudophryne corroboree (corroboree frog)
Lineage: Eukaryota; Metazoa; Chordata; Amphibia; Anura; Myobatrachidae
Gene: ALG6
Product: ALG6 alpha-1,3-glucosyltransferase
Exons: 14
Coding region: 151-1692 (513 amino acids)
Biological process (GO): protein N-linked glycosylation
Cellular component (GO): endoplasmic reticulum membrane
Molecular function (GO): dolichyl pyrophosphate Man9GlcNAc2 alpha-1,3-glucosyltransferase activity
Source: RefSeq, a predicted model, not a curated record